AUGAGCUCAUUCAUGACCGUCGUCUGGAUCGCGAUGAUCUGCGCGAUCGCAGCGACCGCCGGGUGGAUGUUCACGCCCAGGGGGAAGAACCAGGCAUUGAUCCGGAGUAGCAUCGCGCUCACUAUCACCUGCUGCUACCUGAUGUGGGCUAUCACCUUCCUGGCCCAAUUACAUCCUUUGAUCCAACCACACAAGACGGGAUUACGGUGGGAGAAUUAG
Dioszegia hungarica is the source of this 219-nucleotide messenger RNA. Its product is annotated as ATPase, V0 complex, subunit E1/e2. Gene Ontology annotation, biological process: vacuolar acidification; proton transmembrane transport. Gene Ontology annotation, cellular component: vacuolar proton-transporting V-type ATPase, V0 domain. Gene Ontology annotation, molecular function: proton-transporting ATPase activity, rotational mechanism. The transcript is spliced from 4 exons. The coding region runs from base 1 to 219 and encodes 72 amino acids. The record is from RefSeq and is a predicted model, not a curated record. Lineage: Eukaryota; Fungi; Basidiomycota; Tremellomycetes; Tremellales; Bulleribasidiaceae.